AUGGCUACAAUCAACCAGUUCGUGAAGCAAGAGCGUCCCACACGUAAUCACGAGUCGUUGAAGGUGCCUAACGGUGACGGAUUCCCCAGUAUCUCGAAUCCCCUCUAUCAUCUGGCAUCAUAUACCAAUGGAAGGACGCCUGAUGAUAAUGCCAUAUUCACCGACGCCCUCAAGGAAGACAUUUUGCCCCCAGGGCUACAAGACGGCGUCAAUUCACCCAGGGUUACGAUUGACUGCCCUCUCCGCUCGUCGGAACACCCUGCCAAAGACCAUGCCAAAUCCGAAGUCAAAGUACCGGAGCCCCUUGCCAUCGUGGGAAUGGCAUUCAAGUUUCCUUCCGGUGCGGAAACAGAAUCGACAUUUUGGGAUAUGCUCAUGUCCAAACACUGUGCCUCGUCUGAGUUUCCCGCCGACAGACUCAACAUUGAUGCCUUCUACAACGCAGACACUAAGAAACCGCAUUCCAUACAUACACGACAUGCACAUUUCCUAAAGGAAGACAUUCGCUCCUUCGAUGCGCAACAUUUUGGCGUUCCACCCGCUGAGGCUGGUGCAAUGGACCCUGACCAGCGUGGCCUUAUGGAAACAACGUAUCACGCGCUGGAAAAUGCCGGCAUACCUAGCUCUUCACUCUCUGGCACCAACACUUCUGUGCAUAUCGGAUUCUUCUCGUCAGACUUCAUGACGUUUAACCUCCGUGACCCACUGCGCAUCCCGAAGUACUACGCUACGGGCUCAUCAAGCUCUAUUCUGGCAAAUCGAAUUAGCUGGCACUUCAACCUACGCGGACCGAGUAUGACCGUUGAUACGGCAUGUUCAUCAGGCCUGAUAGCGCUUGAUCUCGCAUGUCAGGGGCUAUGGGCCGGUACAAGUGACACGGCAAUUGUGGGAGCUGCAAAUCUAAUCCUAUCACCGGAGCUGAACAUUGCACUUUGCAACAUGAACUUCCUCUCGCCGGAUGGCAAAUGCUACUCGUUUGACCACCGUGCAUCUGGUUAUGCGCGCGGGGAGGGCUUCUCAGCCCUCGUCUUAAAGCCACUUUCUAAGGCUCUGGCGGCUGGAGACACUAUUCGCGCCCUUGUACGCAGUAUAGCUAGCAACCAAGACGGUCACACCAAUGGAGGAAUUACUCAGCCGAGUAAAGAAAUGCAGGCCAGGCUGAUUCGCGACACAUAUGCCAGGGCUGGUCUGGAUAUGGAUGCAACACGUUUCUUCGAGGCGCACGGGACAGGAACGGUUGUCGGCGAUCCUACCGAAGCGCGAGCAAUCGGGGAGAGCUUCCGCCAAUACCGAACCAAUCAUGAGCCCAUGUAUGUCGGCGCUAUUAAGUCCAACAUUGGGCAUUUGGGAGGAGCAAGCGGGCUCGCGGGCGUAGUCAAAGCAGUGCUCGCGAUUGAAAAGGCUAUCAUACCACCGAAUGCCAACUUCGAGAAGCUCAAUCCGACUAUCGACGAUGAAUUCUACCGGCUCCACUUUCCCCAGGAAUGCAUUGCAUGGCCUGAAGGCGAGAUUAGGAGAGCAUCGGUCAAUUCCUUCGGUUUUGGUGGCUCGAAUGCUCAUGUCGUUCUUGAUGAUGCCAUCUCCUAUCUGCGCAAGAAUCAUCUUCAUGGCAACCAUUUCAGCGUACCGACUCCACCAGGGUUUUCCACUAGGUGUAACGGAGACACAAACUUGAAGAACGAAGUGGAUAGGAGCCAACUAACUGGGAAGUCGUUGAGAAAUGAGUCACCUGGCUUUUGCCCUAUCCUUAUCGUGUUGAGCUCGUCAGACGAUGCCGGUAUAACUCGUCAGAUUGACUCUCAUGGUUCUUACCUCGAACAUAUUGAACCUUCAGCACUUCCUGACGUCCUUCCAUGUUAUGCCUACACCUUGGUAAGCCGACGCACACUCCUGUCCUGGCGUUCCUUUGGUGUACUUGAGUCUCUCGAUAGCAUCUCCUCGUUUCCGUCGGUCAUGACAUUACCUAUGCAGAGUCCGGGUCCAGAUCGACAUCUUGGCUUCGUUUUCACCGGCCAAGGCGCCCAAUGGCAUGGCAUGGGGCGCGAAUUGCUAUCCGAGCCGGUCUUCCAGGACAGUAUCCAGCGAUCACAGAGCUACCUCGAAGAACUCGGAUGCCCAUGGAGGAUCACUGAGCAUCUCACUGAUCAAUCAAACGCAGAAUCUGUUGCAGAGGCGCAGUUCAGCCAAGUUCUCACAACAUCUGUUCAGGUGGCUCUUGUGGACCUUAUGUCCUGGCUGGCUAUAAGGCCCUCUGUUGUGGUGGGGCACUCCUCUGGAGAGAUAGUCGCAGCGUACACAGCAGGCCACAUCUCGCAAAGCGCCGCGAUUAAAAUAUCGUACUAUCGGGGCCUCCUGGCAACCAGACUCGAAACAGCAUCGACCAAGAAAUGGUGUAUGGCAGCGGUCGGUCUUUCUCGCGAAGACGCAAUUUUCGAGAUAGAAAUGCUAGCGCACGACCAGGAUUCUGGCAUCGAGCUUGGCUCGCUGAGCAUCAGCUGCAUCAACAGCCCCUCGAACGUUACCAUCUCCGGCCCGGACUCGCAAUUGCGGCUUCUGGUUGAUCAUGUCACGCGGAAGGGGGUAUUUGCCAGACCGCUGAAAGUCGGGUUGGGAUAUCACUCUCCCCAAAUGAUGGACGUCAGCCAAGAAUAUCUCUCGCUGCUCACAGAGCUCGAGUCAGGGUUGGGGACUACGCCGACGAGUCCAAUAAUGGUAUCUUCUGUGACGGGUGGUGUGGUAGACGCUUCAGCCGUAUGUACUGGAGAGUACUGGGUCCAUAACAUGGUCUCCCCGGUCGACUUUCUCGGUGCCAUGCAAUUCUGUAAUUCUCCUGAGAGAUCGGGUUCCGCAAACAAACGUCUUGAUUGCGGCCACAUAUUGGAGCAACGUAUUGAUUGCUGGCUAGAGAUCGGUCCCCAUGCUGCGCUUCGAGGUCCCAUUAGGGAGAUCCUGAAAACUUCCGCUCCCGACCGGGAGAUCAUCUAUACUUCCGUCCUCAUUCGGCACAGAUCAGCAGUUGUUACCGCUCUAGCCGCCGCAGGCGAGCUCUUCUGUCGUUCCUUCAACGUGGAUAUAUCUCGCGUUGUGCUUCUAGGACUUUCCGAGACUCGAAGAAGAACAUUGAAGGUGUUACCAGAUCUUCCCAGAUAUCGAUUCAGUCGCUCCGCACUAUAUUGGGAGGAGCCACAAACGAACAAGAACUUCUGCUUCCGCAGACACGGUAACUACGACCUACUGGGGACCAUGAUCACGGAUCCUAACGCCCUAGAGUCACAGUGGAAGUUGAUUAUCAAGGAAGAUGAUUUGCCUUGGGUCAAGGAUCAUAAAGUCAAUGGCAUGGCCUUGUACCCUGCGGCGGGAAUGAUUGUGAUGGCGAUCGAAGCUGCAAAGCAAUUGAUGGAAAAUCAGAUGCCCCUUGCAUUCGAACUGGAACAUGUCGAAUUUCCAGUGCCCGUCGUCCUUACCUCUGGGUCAGAGGGCGUGGAACUACGCAUCCAUAUGAGCUCUAGUGUGAAAAGUGCAAGGGGGGAGACAGAUUACAAGUUCCGUAUCUUCCUCUGCAAGUCCGACGGUCGCCACGACGUUGCAUGCUCGGGAACGAUACGAGGAGACUAUGGGCUGGCAGUAUCCGACGUCUAUGAAAAGAGACAAGAUGCAGAGAAAGCACUCCGCGUGAAGACUGAUCUUGAAAACACGGUGGCCACGUGCACACGUACUUUGGACUCUCAGAAAAUGUAUCGAAUGAUUCGCGAGAAUGCGGGCUUGGAGUAUGGGUCAGCAUUUCAGGUUCUGGUCGACGUUCAUUGCCAUGAUUCUGGAAAGGCAGUUGCAGCAGUGCUUCCCCGAAAUGCAGACUCCACGAGCCCGUACACCGUACAUCCUACCAGGCUUGACGGGAUAUUCCAACUUGGUUUUGCAGCAUUACACGCAGCAAACAGAGAAAAGACGAUGGUUCCCACCUUCUUGUCCCAUAUAUGGAUCCCAGCUCAGGGAUUCGGACACCAAGACCAGAGCCAGGAGAAAGCUUUCUCAUGGGUGCAGAACGUCACUGAACGCACUGCAACGUUUGACAUCAAAGCCAUCGAUGCGGCUGGCGUGCAGUUACGAGCUGAAGUCACUGGCUUGGAGGUGACAGCUGUAGAAUCGAACGGCGAGCCCGCGACCUCGCUCGCAGGCGCCCCAUAUCUAUGCUCUCACGUCGAGUGGAAUGUUGACUUCGAAGCUCUGGACGUAGAAGAGAUACGAGAGUAUUGUGAGGCAGCAAGGCCAGCCGGAGCUGAGCCCGUCGAAUACUUCAAGAACAUGGACACUUUGGUCUUCCAAUAUGCAGCGAAGGCGCUACGACGAAUCGAUCAACAGGGUGGAAGCGUGGCCCCACAAAUGGAGAAGUACGCUAGAUGGCUACGCCUCCAAGUCGACUCAUUCGGCUCCACUUCUUUGAUGAGCGAUGCAGAGCUCGAUCCCUUAGGUGCUUCAGCCAGUUGCACUGCGCGAGGUGAAAUGCAAGUACGCGUUGGCCAACACCUUGCCAAUUUUCUUUGUGGCGAGGCAGAUCCUCUUCAGGUUAUCUUUGCCGACGAAGCCAGAGUCACCGACUUCUAUCGCGAACUCAUGGAAGACACGACCGGUGUGGCGCCAUUCAACCGAUAUCUUAACGUGCUGGUACACAAAAGCCCCGGUUUGAAAUUUCUGGAAGUAGGCGCAGGCACCGGGUCAUCUACCGCCGUGAUCUUGAGAACCAUCGGAAAUCCAGAUAUCGGUCCCAGAUUCGAGAGCUAUACGUACACCGACAUUAGCCCGUCAUUCUUCGAGCAGGCGAGCCUUAAGUUCUCCUACCAUGGGCGCGUUAAGUUUCAGAUCCUGAACGCUGAGGAGGACUUGACUACUCAAGGGUUCGACCUCGCCGCCUACGACGUGGUGAUAGCAGACAAUGUUCUCCAUGCAACCCAUGACUUGCACGUCACGCUUAGCAAUAUUAGGAAACUGUUACGUCCAGGUGGCAAACUCAUCUUGAAGGAAUUAGCAACUCCGGGACGUCUGCUCACAGGCUUUGUUUUUGGACUUCUCCCAGGGUGGUGGCUGGCCAAGGAACCUGAGAGAGAACUGAGCCCUUUGCUUACCGAAGAAAGGUGGGAUGGGCUUCUGAGGGACUCUGGCUUUUCCGGUAUCGACUUGAAGUUUCCGGACCAUCUCAGUCUAGAGGCACACAUAUGGAGCAUUAUGAUUUCGACCGCCACAGCAGACCAGCCGCCUCGUUCUCCCCGAGAGCCACAGCCCCUGUCUCAACCCCUUUUCGUUAUAGACCCCUCUUCAUCCCUUCAGAGAGAGGUUGCUUCCGACCUCGCCAGCGAACUCGGCAUCAAAGGGGACUUGAAUCUUCUCAGCCUUGCCGAAGCAUCCCACCUGUGCCAAUCGGAACCCAACUUCCAUAACUUCGUGUUCCUAAACGAGUUAGAAAGCGCAGUUCUACCGAAUAUCCAGCGUUCUGACUUUCACCAUCUUCAGGUAUUCCUUGGAUCGGCUCAGUCUAUAAUCUGGGUCAAGCUAGGAGCGAGAGGUGGUACAAAUUCAUCUCCCGAAUAUGGCAUGAGUGACGGUUUAUGCAGAGUGUCACGGCGCGAGAGUCACAACAUUUUGGUCUCUCUAUGCGUCGAGGCCGCCAACUUCUCUUCCAUCGCCAACAUCGCCAGAGUUUACAAGAUGACUCAGAGACGGACGAGUUAUGGAUCCUCUGGUUUCGAACAAGAGUAUCAGGUGAUCGAAGGAAGACUAUGCGUGAAUCGGCUCGUCAGGGCUAAGAGACUCGACGAGCAUAUCUUCAGGCGAACCACCAAGGUAGUCUUGCACCAGCAGAUGGCUGAAAAGAAACUGGAAGUCGGCAUUCGCGCCCGCGGUCUCUUAGACACCAUUCAAUUCUCUGAAGAUGGAACAUUUAACCGGCCCCUCGGUCCUACCGAAGUCGAUGUCGAAGUCCGAGCCAUUGGUGUGAACUACAAGGAUUGCCUCACCCUUCUCGGCAAGUUCGACAGCGAUCAUUUUGGUAGCGAAUGCUCUGGAAUUGUACGCGCCUGUGGCAGAGAUGUUGAACAUGUCAAGGUCGGCGACAGAGUCCUAGUCGGCACUCAUGAUACGUUCAAGACCUACAUCCGCGCUCCUGGAAGAACAGCAAUCCGCGCCGAAAUAUACGCCACGGUCGGGUCGAGUCAGAAGAAGGGCCUUCUCGUAGACGAGUACGACGUCGCCGAGGAUCACAUUUUCUAUUCCAGGGACGCUUCCUUCUAUGACGGCAUUAUGCAGGCCACAGGGAAAAGAGGAGUAGACGUCAUCAUUAACUCCCAACAAGGUCGGCUCCUUGAAGCUUCGUGGAACUGCAUUGCCGUCAGUGGCCGAUUCGUGGACAUCGGGCUGAAAGAUGCCUAUUUAAGAGGUCAAUUACCUAUGCAAGUAUUCACGCGGAACGUCUCCUACCACGGUGUGAACCUGAACAUGGUCAUGCUGUAUGAGGAGAAUCGUGCUCGUGAGAUAUUGGAGAAUGUGAUGAGCCUCUUUUUGGACGGCAAAGUAACGGCGCCCAAGCCCAUCCAUCCCUACCCCUUCCAGGAUAUCGAACAGGCUUUACGCUUCCUCCAAAGCGGCAAGAGCUCUGGCAAAGUUGUCCUGGAGGUCGAUAGGGAAUCCAAUGUCCCUAUUGCGCAAGGCCACGAGUCAGGAUAUAAAUUCCGCGAAGACGCGACCUACGUGAUUGCAGGAGGUCUUGGUGGCAUAGGUCGCAGCAUUGCGCGCUGGCUUGUCCAUCGAGGUGCAAAACAUCUUAUACUGCUCUCCCGGUCCGGUGGAAACGACCAAGCGCGGAAGAUGGUGGCUGACCUGCGCACGGCCGGGGUUAAUGUUGAGUGUCCGACCUGCGAUAUCGCAGAUAUCACAUCACUGAGGACCGCCUUGCGCAAGUGCCAGAAGAGAAUGCCCAAAGUUCGAGGAUGCAUCCAAGCGGCCAUGGUUCUCCGGGAUUCGCGGUUCUCCGAUAUGACAUGGGAAGAGUGGAAGCAAGCUACAGGUCCGAAAGUUCAAGGAUCGUGGAAUCUACACCAGGCGCUGCCCUCCAGAAUGGACUUCUUCGUGCUCCUUUCGUCCUGUGCUGGGAUCAUCGGACAUGCAGGACAGUCAAACUACUGUGCAGGUAAUACGUACGAAGACGCCUUUGCUAAAUAUCGGAGCUCGAUCGGAGAAAAGACAGUAUCUGUGGACGUUGGAGUCGUCCUCGGAGAGGGGUUCGUCGCGGAGAACGAAGAGGUCAUGGAUCGAUUGAUGAGAGUGAAGCUGUUUCGCCCAAACACUCUCACCCAGAUAUUUGCUAUCCUCGACUACUUCUGCGACCCCGAAGUGAAAGAAAUUUCCUCUGUUCAGAGCCAGAUAGUCACUGGCUUCGAACUCCCUGCCGACAUCGUAGCCAAGGGAGGAGAUUGUCCGAGCGCGCUGGACCAGCCCAUGUUCCGGUGUCUUCACCAAGCCGAGGGAACAUACAAACCUCCACAGGCUUCCACAUCGGAGAUCCUGACUUUCAAGGCCGCAUUUACUAGUGCAGAAUCAUUCACCGCCGGUGGCCUUGUUGUUUCAGAGUCACUCAGGAUGAAGUUGAGCCGAGUUCUUGGCCUCCCAGCUGAGCAAAUAGGCCUUGAUUCGACGUUAGACAGCUACGGGGUAGACUCGUUAGUAGGUCUAGAGUUGAGGAACUGGUUGGCCAAAGAAUCAGGCGCCGAUGUUGCUGUCUUCGAGAUACUAGGGGGAGUGACUCUGAGAGACAUCGGAAAAACUGUGGCAUCAAAGAGCUCAAUGCGACCGGAAAGCUGGGCAGACCUGUAA
Molecule: messenger RNA, 7860 nt
Organism: Trematosphaeria pertusa
Lineage: Eukaryota; Fungi; Ascomycota; Dothideomycetes; Pleosporales; Trematosphaeriaceae
Product: reducing type I polyketide synthase
Exons: 5
Coding region: 1-7860 (2619 amino acids)
Biological process (GO): secondary metabolite biosynthetic process; fatty acid biosynthetic process
Molecular function (GO): oxidoreductase activity; 3-oxoacyl-[acyl-carrier-protein] synthase activity; fatty acid synthase activity
Source: RefSeq, a predicted model, not a curated record